Molecule: messenger RNA, 3159 nt
Organism: Sebastes umbrosus (honeycomb rockfish)
Lineage: Eukaryota; Metazoa; Chordata; Actinopteri; Perciformes; Sebastidae
Gene: ttc22
Product: tetratricopeptide repeat domain 22
Exons: 12
Coding region: 868-2574 (568 amino acids)
Molecular function (GO): protein binding
Source: RefSeq, a predicted model, not a curated record
AGGAGGAAGUUGUCAGUGGUGCGUAUUGAACCUGUCAUAUCCUACAGCAGAUAUCCUCAAAGUUUAGAGGGGAGAAACGUAUUUUUUUCCUUUUUCCGAAGCCAAAAAAGCAACAGAAGCGAUGUCGGAUAUGGACUAAAAUAUGGAAGACCUCACUAGCAGCUGAAUCCAUCAAAAAUCAUAAAAAACUCCUUUGUUUGCUCUAAGUGCAUUCCACGGAAAGCUUCCUCACCUCCCAGGAAACAUCUGUCUGGUGUUGCAACUUUCUUCAAAAACAAACCUACAUCUCCUGACUGAUUUAUCCCUGAGCUUGAUGCUUUUUUAGUCUGGAUGUGAUUGAAUCACCUCUGGGUUGUGGAUGAAGAAGGUGGAAAAAGGAGGAGAAAACAACUGAGGAGGCAAAGAGGACAGUCUGGAAGAGGAGAAGAAAGGGAAUGCUGAUCCACAGCUCUGCUUUGGUGGCUGCGAGGUUACAGAAUAGCUGGAGGGUGCCUGGCACCUGAAGCCAAGGCAAACACACUACGCACUGGGCAUCUGAUAAAUCCUGGGCAUGAUAAAAGGAUCGGACGGAAGGAGCCCAUCGGGUUGUGUUUACCUCCAUACCCUCUGAAAAACACUGGAAAGCUUUGAAUGAAAGAGUGCAGUGUGUGUCCGGUGUCUGAGCGCUGCAGGCCGGUGAUGUGUCUGUCUGGUUGGAGAUCCAGCUACGCGGAGCUACAUUGCGCAGAUUCCACCUGCAUGAUGACAGCGAGCAGCAGCCGCAGAGUGGGAGAGGAGAGGAGAGGAGAGGAGUUCCCAGACUGUCAGCUCAGCUGCAUUUACAUCAUCACAGAGCUUCCGUAGGUGGAGAAGGAAGAGCAGGAGGCCAUGGAGGAAGACGGCACAGACGACAUCGAGUCUCUCAUGGAGAACAUGGACUACAUCCCCGGCCACUUUCACCUGGACCUCAACCUCAACUGUGAUCCCAUUGGGCCUGUGAAGCUGAGACUCAGGGACACUUACCUGAAGCAGGAGAGUCUGCAAGGAGAGCUAGAGGCUGAAGCCGGAUAUCUACAGUACGCUGUCCGAAAUCUGCUCGGCCUGCUGGCGUUUCACCUGGAACACUUGGACACAGCUGAGGAAAUAUUCAGAGGCAUUUGUAAAGAAGACCCUGGUAACCUCAAUGCCUGGGCCAACUUGGGCCAAGUGUACGACAAGCUGGGGAGAGAGCUGGAUGCAGCGGACUGUGUGGAGAAAGUGUCCGACCUUAUGGGAGUAGACGCUGGAGAGGCCUCUCAGGAAGAGACCAGGCUCAUGGCGGCUCGCUGCCUGGCUGAGCAGGCCUAUGUUUACCCCUACGAUGUGGAGCUGGACAGUGAGGACGACCUGAGAGACAGGCUGACGGCAGCGUUGACACUUUACAACAGAGCCCUGGACUAUGGGGGGCAUCUGAUACCAAUAGAGGAAAAACGAAGUUGGUAUUUUAAAAUGGCAACCAUCUAUAUAAGACUGGACGACAUAGUAAAGACCAAAGAGGACUCUGAAUACUCCAGACUCUCUCACUACAAUAAGGGACUGAAGCUUCUCAAAGAAACACUAGAAUCGGAGAAAACACAACACAAAGCUUUAGCCUGGUGUUUUGUUGGCAUCAUGUUGGAGAGGAAGGAAGAGUUCUCCACUGUGCCCAUGUCUGUUCACGACUGUGGCUACUCAGCCUCUGAUCCUCUAUCCUGCUUUGGAACUGCCAUAAACUUGGCCAGUGGUGAUGCGUUCACCCUGAACCUUCUGGCCAAGAUCUUCUUUCUGUUGGGCAAACAUGAGAUGGCCACAGGGAUCUGCAACAUGGCUCUAAACGUGCUCCCAGACCCAGAGCUCAACUGGCAGGCGUACUGCACCCGUGCCAAGAUCAAUAUGAUGCUCUACAUUAGCGACCUGGAGAAGGUAAAACAUUGUCAAGGUGGAGUCCCGGACCGACAGAAGCUAACUGAGGCCAGAAAAGACUUGGACAAGGUCCUGACUGUGCGUCAGUGUCUGCGGACUCACCUGGAGAUGGCACAGGUUUUCUACUACAUGGGUGUCGAUGCACUCCAGGAGAGUCUUUUGGUGGACGAGGGGGCAGUGAACAGCGCAUUGGUGAGUCUGUCCCACGCCCUGCAGUUUGAGCAGGGUGACAGCCUGCCGGACCUCCACGUGCUCAGAGGACGCUGCCUCCUGCUGAAGGGCGAGGACCAGAACGCUGCAGAGUGCUUUAAACGGGCGGUGGAGUUAGAGAGACCAGGGAGCUCGAACACCACCGCCCUGCGCUGCCUCCUACACGCCCUCCUGACUGUGUUCAUGCAGGGAGGACCUGACCCGAGCCUCGCCAUCACCCAGCUGGAGCUGUGGGUGCAAAAGGCAGAGGAGAGGUACCCUGAGGACAUCGUGAAGUCCGAGCUAAGGUGCCUUUACAGGACUCACACAGAAGAGGUCACAGAGUUAUCCAGGGCUCUGAUCAAGACAGGCAGACUGGACCUAGUGAGGAGGCUACUGAAAACGGUGGUGCCUAAAAAACAGGUUAAGAAGAGACCAAAACCUAGGACUCUCUCCUUUACAUGAAGCAAAUAUGUGACUUUAAUAGACAUACAGGCACAUGACCCAACCAGACCAGACAUGCAGUAAUUAAUUAACUUCUUGACAGCAUUUCACAGGUGAAAAAUGAACAGUAGCGGUACACUGUAAUUAAGCUAACUUUACUUAAAGUGUACAUGCUUUUAAAAUGUUUAUUCUAUUAUUAAGUUUAGAAAAAGUUGGAUCUACAGAGUAACCUACAGUUACAGUGUUACAGCACAGAAGGGUAUUCCUUUUAAGCUUGCUUUACGAUGGAAAAUAUAUUAUGAUAUUUGUUUUUGUAUAAAAUGAGAUGGCCAUGGCCUGGGUGUAUUUAUAAUAAAAUGGCUGUGGUCAGGAUGCCCUGUUGGCUCUUCGACAGUGGGAACAUAAAUGGCAAAUGACUGGUGUCCAACACAAGUGGUGUUAUUGCUGCUUAUUUAUAUUUAAAUCAUGUCACACUACCUCUCCUUCAGUGGGAUGUUUCAAUGCUCUACCACUGAUGACCAGCAGGUGUGGGUAUACACCAUUAAGAUGUUACCUGGAUUAUGAAAGGUCCUGUUUUUGUCUAUGAAUAAAAGACUAGUUUUUGAA